Messenger RNA from Cicer arietinum (chickpea), 822 nucleotides. Lineage: Eukaryota; Viridiplantae; Streptophyta; Magnoliopsida; Fabales; Fabaceae. The record is from RefSeq and is a predicted model, not a curated record.
GUUACUUCCAUCUCUCAACAUUACCAUUUGUCCUUCCUUGACAUUAACUAACAAAACCAUGCCACAAGCUAUUCUUACCUUGCUUAGUGAGUUACACGUAAAUUCCCUCCCUCUAAAAGUUGUCACCAUUUUCAGACAACACCAAAUGUUGUCUUUUUUCCUUUCCUCAAAAACCACAAAACAUACUCUGUCAUGCUCAAUUCAACCAAUUACCGCUUGUUAUUUCUUUUAUUUCUUUUGUUCUUGAUUUCAGUUCCAUCGUUUCAACACAAAUUGUUAGCCUCAGCUUCAGAGUCCUCUGUUCAUGGAAGGAGUUUCAAGAGACCUGAUCCUUUACGACAUUUCAAAGACUACAAUGGAGAAUUCGAUGUUCGAAACAAACAUUACCUAGCUUCUGCGGCAUUUACAGGAGUUCAUGGAUAUGCAUUUGCUGGAGUUUGGUUGUUAUGUGGAGUUGUCUUGGGUAUUUUCAUGAUUGUGAAAUGUCUAAGUGGUGGCUCUCCCUCGUUACCAUGCUUGGAUCAUUACUAUCUCCACAUUUUGUUCCUUCUUCUCUUGCUAACCUCUCUUGCCAUGUAACUCCCAAUUUUCCUACACUACAUUUUGCCGUGCAUUGAAUUAUUUGAAACAUGAUUUUAAAUUGCGGUGUCACUGCAAAUCUUUAUGUCGUAGUAAAAUGAAGAUAAGUGCGACCGCUAAAGUCGGUCCAAUAAUCUUCAAUAUUCAAUGAAGUUUAAAACAAAUUUUAAUAUAUACGGUCUUUUGUGAGCAUAUACGUGAUCUUUUUUAUUUAUAAAAACUAAUGACAAAUAAACUUUUGUU